AUGGCCUCUCAAAUCAUGGAAAUUAUUAUCUUUAGCGUGCAGCCUAUUAUAAUCAGUGAAGGUCAAUCGCUGCUCGCAAACGACAAGUGGAAUAAUGCUCUCUCCACAUUGACGCAGCAGAAUGGGGUGCGAACGGCUUACUGGGGCCAGACAAUUGAGGCCCAAGACAAAGUGUACCUGUUUAUAGACUGGAUCUCAAAACAACACUGUGUCGACUUCAAACAAUCGACAGCGUUUGCAACUUUGCAAACAAAUAUCGACAAUAUUACCCCAGGCACUCCUCAAUCAAUAUAUGUACCCAUUGCCCCACAUAUGUAUCCACGAAUUUUCCAUGAUGGAGUGAUAGAAAUUGCAAUAUUCUCCUCCUACAACUCAAGUUUUAUCGAUACCUUUGCGAGAUUUUCAUCCAUCAUUGUGGAUACUCAGGGGUGUACUGGUAUUGCUAAGGAUAUCGCGACCAACGAAAUAUUAGUCGAUAUAGAGGAGACCGGCGGGAGUGAGGAGCUCUACGUAGCAUUGAUUGGGUGGUUAGAUGUGGCAACCCAUCGUAUAGCAAUGGAGACAGACGCAUUUAAACAGAAUGUUCCAUUGAUUGAGGAGUGUUCUCGAGUGAUCACUGUGUAUCAUAUUAAGAUAGUCAUGGUUUAG
Messenger RNA from Trichoderma virens Gv29-8, 648 nucleotides. RefSeq lists its product as uncharacterized. The transcript is spliced from 2 exons. Bases 1 to 648 code for a protein of 215 amino acids. The record is from RefSeq and is a predicted model, not a curated record. Lineage: Eukaryota; Fungi; Ascomycota; Sordariomycetes; Hypocreales; Hypocreaceae.